Penaeus vannamei (Pacific white shrimp) is the source of this 475-nucleotide messenger RNA. Lineage: Eukaryota; Metazoa; Arthropoda; Malacostraca; Decapoda; Penaeidae. The record is from RefSeq and is a predicted model, not a curated record.
GGGGGAGAAGCGAAAGGCCGCCAUGGAGGAGAGGGCGGCGCUGAUCCAGCAGAAGCUCUCCAAACUCAAGUGGGACUUCAGGAAAUUAUCUCUUCGAGGAGACGACAUCGAGGGCGGCAGGCAGCUUUUGGAAGAAGUGCCGCUCCAUCCCGCCAUCACCACGUCGCUGCACCAACAUACCACCAACAACAUGAACAAGGUCGUCGCAGGGAGCAGCAGUGAGUUGGAACGCCUCGAGGUCCUGCUUGGGAAACUGAGGACCUUGUAUUCGUGGAGUCCUUUGGUGUCCUCGCUCUCCGUCAAGGCGCUUGGUUCGGACGAAACUCUGACAGCGAUGGACACGUCAGAACAAGUCUUCGCUCUUCUGGUCCGUCUGGCGCAGCUGCGUCAGAGCAACACGGUGGUAGGGGGGGCGGCGCUGGUGGGGGGACCCUCGGAGGUGGAAAACGGGCAGGGAGAUCAGUCGUCCAGGUAG